AUGUCGGAGGAAUACCAUCAACUUUACCGCGGUACAACCAUUGGAAGUACUCUUCAGGAAUCUUUAGAUGAGAUGCUGGACCAUAAUCUUAUUAAAAAUCCUCUAGCCAUGAAGGUUAUGAAAAAGUUCGAUCAGUGUAUAUGUAAUGCUCUGUCAACACAAAUAAAAAAUCGACUAAAUCUUCAAGGGUAUCUUAAUGCCUACCGUAAUUGCGAUAACGUCUGGACCUUGGUUCUUAACAAUGUUGAAAUUAAGGACGGCUCCUCUACAACCCAUGUGGACAAAAUGAAAAUUGUGGCCUGUGAAGGCAAGAAAUCGAAGAAUUCAGAGUCUCAAGGAUCUCAAAAGCAGAACCCAAGCCGACCGGGACAGCAUUUAUCAGGACCACAGGGCGAUGGCGAUCUUGACGAAGAUUAA
Rodentolepis nana is the source of this 417-nucleotide messenger RNA. NCBI's taxonomy places the organism in Eukaryota, Metazoa, Platyhelminthes, Cestoda, Cyclophyllidea, Hymenolepididae. The record is from the annotation of a GenBank genome assembly.